Cryptotermes secundus is the source of this 1067-nucleotide messenger RNA. RefSeq names its product gephyrin. NCBI's taxonomy places the organism in Eukaryota, Metazoa, Arthropoda, Insecta, Blattodea, Kalotermitidae. Gene Ontology annotation, cellular component: postsynaptic membrane; cytosol; cytoplasm. Gene Ontology annotation, molecular function: molybdopterin molybdotransferase activity. Gene Ontology annotation, biological process: postsynaptic neurotransmitter receptor diffusion trapping; establishment of synaptic specificity at neuromuscular junction; gamma-aminobutyric acid receptor clustering. The record is from RefSeq and is a predicted model, not a curated record.
GGCUGUUGGGAGUGACAUGGCUGAGGGUCAGCUUGUUUUACCACGAGGAUGUGUUUUGGGUUCAUCAGAUUUAGGUCUCUUGGCUACAGCAGGAGUCACUUCUGUCCUUGUGCACAGGUUCCCAGUUGUGUCUGUGCUUUCAACGGGAAAUGAGAUUCAAGAACCUGACAGACCUUUAGAAGCAGGCCGUAUUCGUGACAGCAAUAAAACAACUUUAUUGUCACUAAUCAAGGAGCAUGGUUUUUCAGCAUUGGACUUGGGCAUAGCUAGAGAUGAUCCACAGUCUGUUUAUAUGAAGCUAAAAGAAGCAUUAGCUAGUAGUGACAUAGUUGUGACCACUGGUGGUGUUUCCAUGGGAGAGAAGGAUUUACUGAAAGAAGUUCUUGUAGCAGAUGUUGGAGCUGUCAUCCAUUUCGGACGUGUUAAAAUGAAACCAGGGAAACCAACAACAUUUGCAACUUGUAUAUUUGAAGGGAAGAAGAAGCUUAUGUUGGGUUUGCCUGGGAAUCCUGUGUCAGCAGCUGUAACUAGCCAUUUGUAUUUGCUGCCAGCAAUGAGGAAGAUGUCUGGUUACACAUUACCAUUGGGCACAACAAUUAAAGCAACUACUGCUGAAGAUAUAGUCCUGGAUCCAAGACCGGAGUAUCACAGAGCAGUGUUGACUUGGCUGCCUCACACUCCUGUCCCUAGAGCAGUGAGCACAGGGAAUCAGAUAAGUAGUCGAUUGCUGAGCUUCUCAUCUGCCAACUGUCUCCUGAAUCUUCCUGGCAAAACAGAACAAUUAGAAGUAUUACCUGCAGGGACACAAGUGGAUGCUUUGAUUAUAGCACGUCUGUGAGAGUAGGAAAGAAAAAGAAAAGAAGAGGAUGAUGGGUGAAAAUAUGAAAACAGAGGAGAAAUAGAGUUUUCCCAGAAUGUCACAACAGAAAACAUGCUUAAAAGGACAGGAAGUAAAUAAAAAGACCACUGAUUGAUAUACAGCAUGUACAGUAAAGUUUUGAAAACUGAGCAUAAUUGAUGAAUGUACAAGGUGGUUCAAAUAUGACCAGGAUUGAUUAAAAAAAAAA